AUGGGUAACGAUGGUUCAUCAAUAGUCCGGGUUAAGAAUUUGCAGGUUUCCUUGGAUCAUCUUCCAAACAAAACUCGAGACAAGGAGGCCAAGAAUUUCGAUGCCGUUUCUCGUUGGACCGUGUGCCGACUCACUGGUCAACCUCUGAGGCUCCCAGUUGUCAGUGAUUAUCUUGGAAACCUACUUAACAAGGAAUCGAUACUAGAGUGGCUUCUAACGCCAGACAAAGAAGAUUAUAGCGAAGAGCAAAUAAGGCUUUUUGGCCAUAUCCGAUCCCUGAAAGAUGUUGUGGAGCUUGGGAAUCUAGUAGUCGAUAAAGACUCAAGGCUUAAAUGCGAUGUUGGAGAUGAGAUACUAGGAAAGAGUUCUAGCAAACUGUCGUAUCCAGCCAUCUGUGGCCAUGUUUUCCCUCGGCGCAUGCUAGAUAAUGCCACCGAGCAACCUAAAUGUCCCGUCUGCGACAAGCCAAUUUCAAAGAGUGAUACUAUUACGCUCAACGCAGAGAGCACUGAUCGCGAUGCACUGGAAAAGCGUAUGAUUCGCCUCAAAAGAUCGAAUCUUACUCACAGCGGGAAGCGUUCCAAGUCAAAAAAGCGCGAAGCUCCAGCCAUAGGGAACUCAAACACCAAGCGCCAGCGUAACUGA
Lachancea thermotolerans CBS 6340 is the source of this 645-nucleotide messenger RNA. Its product is annotated as KLTH0E16280p. The transcript is spliced from 2 exons. Gene Ontology annotation, cellular component: nucleus. Gene Ontology annotation, biological process: mitotic DNA replication termination; site-specific DNA replication termination at RTS1 barrier. The record is from RefSeq and is a predicted model, not a curated record. Bases 1 to 645 code for a protein of 214 amino acids. Lineage: Eukaryota; Fungi; Ascomycota; Saccharomycetes; Saccharomycetales; Saccharomycetaceae.